This is a messenger RNA of Serendipita indica DSM 11827, 5847 nucleotides long. The record is from the annotation of a GenBank genome assembly. Lineage: Eukaryota; Fungi; Basidiomycota; Agaricomycetes; Sebacinales; Serendipitaceae.
AUGUCUUCUGAUGUUCACGCACUCGCAAGAACUGUUUCAGAGCCCAAAUUGGCUAAGGAUGUCUCAGCGAAUGAGCAGCAGUUCUGGAAUUCUGAUCCUCCAUCCAUCCCGCCCAUCCUGUGGCUCACAGCAAUACAUGCCAAAUGGGCCAUCCAAGCGUCCCAAAGGGCACCAUUCUUCGCUCUUCAACUCUAUCAUUUGGCCCUAGCUUCCCAACACUGCGUCCACCACCUCGCCAACGAAAUUUCCACUAAUGACAACGGUUCAAGCCUCGAUUUAUCACUAAGCCAGGCCGACGAUCUUGCUGACCUCAUCGACGACCUAGGGGACUGUAUCGAGGCUGCAAGUAGUCAGGCGGUCGCCAACGACCCCUCAAAAGAAGAGGAAAAACUAGACCGUAUAUUCAACGGCCUUUCUGCUUUGAACGUAGCGGGGGCAAGCGCGGUCGAAGGAUCGCGCGCAGCGUUCCAAGGUAGAGAGCUGAUUGACUUUCAACGCAGCCGCCAGGAGACAAUACACUCCAGUAGAUUAGAGCGGGCUGGUUCGCCGGCUCCUUCAGAGGGUUCGACCGACCCGGCGCAGACCGACCGGGAAGAAGUCAACUGGAAUACGGACAACGAAUCAGAUGAAAGAAUUCACAGUCACAAGGACGAGAAUACCGAUUCAGAACGCAAGCGUUGGCGUAGAAUGAAAGUUCACUCCGACGUAUACCUUAACCCAAGGGAUCCCCCACGUCUCCAGCUUCUUCAACGUAUUCAAACCGAGGAGUGGUUCCUUCAGCAGACCGCUGAACGAACUCUCUCUGCAGAGGAGGCAGCCCGUAUAUCGGGGGCUAUUGAAGGGGAAUCCGUACUCCUGGGAUUCUUCUACAAGAUACCGGGAAACUACACCAACGACCUGUUGCUUGUUUGCACUCUCUGCAUGCGCUCAAUACCAAACCCGAACAUCUACAAUCGGCUGGACCACGCCAGAGUCCACAUGCGACAUCAUCUCGAACAGAGGCCGAUUACCUGUACAGGGGCUUGCGGGAAAUCUCACUGCACGCAAAGGUUUUUCACCCACAAAGAUCUCUCUGCUCAUAUCACCGGGAAGACUGAGCCACUCGCACAGUGUGAUGGGUGGUACCGGCAAGAGCCUUCGACAGAAGAAUAUGGACCGGCACGUGAAGAAUUACUGCCCAGUCGACUCGCGUCAGAAACGUCUAGAGGGUUCGGCGCCUCGCUCUUCAUCCGUCCUGCGCAUCCACCCACAAUCACCGAUCUUGAUCAGCACCCGCCGGCAACAGCGAUAUUUUCCGAGGAGUUUUCUAGAAUUCAAACACCUGAGCCAUCUGGCCGACCCUCAGAUGUUAAAUCUAUGCGACCGACGACAGAAUUCAUGGUUUCCGAGGUGAAUGACGAUCAAUUGGAGUCAUCGAGAACCGGUCCAAAGUCGGGCUUUCGGAAGCGGUUGCGACUGAUGAAGACUUCUGAUUCACCAGAGAGCUCUAGACCACGUAAGCCAUCAAGCAAGAGUCAAGUUUACAAUGCUGUCAGCCUCGACCUACUGGCGGCAGAUGUACUUCCCCCUUUGAAAGCAGCUUGUAGAGCAAUAAAAUCAAUCCUCGAGGUCAUACAGGCUAUGGAGAUCAGGCAAGAAGAAUGGCUCGAGCUAGCUCAACGUCUGAAAAAAUAUACAUCGGCCCUUGAGGAGCAAAUCACCAUAUUUGAGACAUAUCCUUCGGAUGAGAGGGCCGUAAACAAGGCACUCCGGCAGCCGCUAGUUGACUACGUUGAAUUUCUCGAGGCUUUGCACGAUGAAGUUGCAACCCUAAAGGAGAAACGGAGCCACAGCAAGCUCGGCGUCUUCAAAGCGUUCAGUAGAACAAAAGAUGGUACGAGGCAGAUCCUCAAACUUGGUCGAGAUAUUGACCACAGGCAUAGGCAGCUUAUGGAGGCAUUGCGUCUUUUUAUCGCAUCACGCAUUCAGGUCAUAGAAAGGUCUACCAAGUCAGUAUUAGGAACUCUGGUAGAUGAUGAAAUGUCUCAAAUUGACGCUGCUGCCAUACUGCAGCUGCCAACAGUAGCUUCUUUUGCCUCCUCAAUCCACCAUACAUGUAUGCCAGGCACUCGAGAGGCUAUUCUUGGAGAAAUUCAGGAUUGGGCCCACAACGAUGCCUCGGAUCAGCCAAUAUUCUGGUUGUGUGAUAUAGCUGGCUCCGGCAAAUCCACUGUCGCAAUGUCCGUGGCGCAGUCAUGGCGCACAGAGGGUAUCCUAGGAGGCCAGUUCUUCUUCUCCAUAGCCAGCACCGAAGCCUCAACCAUCGAGAAGUUCUGCCCUACCAUUGCGCGAGACCUCGCCCAUAAUAUGCCCGAACUUGCUCCACAUAUUGCCGAUGCAGUGAAGCGACACCCCGCCGUCAUGCGACUCCCGUUUAACGAACAGUUUCAAACGCUCAUCUCCGGCCCCCUUCACCAUCGACAAGAGCGCGUCAUUUUUAUCAUCGACGCUCUAGACGAAUGCAAAUCCGCACCACAGAGAAGAGAACUUGUCGAAACAUUGUCCAUGGCUGUUCAUCAAAACAAGAAUCUCAAAAUCUUUGUGACAAGUCGGCCAGAUCUUGUCAUUGCAGCAGCCAUGGGAGCUUUGUCGACCCAAACCAAGGUAGUGGACCGCUUGCACGACGUCAAGUACCAGGACAAUGUCGAUGAUGUCGCGACCUAUAUCCAUCAGUCGCUUUCUGGGAUACUGUCGGAGGACAAGAGGCAGAGGCUUGUCAACAAAGCCAACGGGCUAUUCAUUUGGGCAAGUACUGCAUGCCGAAUGCUCACAGACGAAACAUCCUUGAGCUCUCCCGAGUCAAUAUAUGAGCGUCUGAUCUCUACAGACCAGAGUGGAGCGAUAGACGAUAUAUACGACCUUAUCUUUGAGCGCAUAGAUCCAGAGUCAUAUGGAAUCAUGUGUUCAGUGCUCGCCCUGCUGCAGGUUGCAUUUGAGCCGCUCACCACCGACGAUUUGGACGACAUUCUCAAGCAAAAUGGUAUACCCGGGAAUAUCAAUGCGUUGGUGCAGAAUCUUGGGAGCGUACUUGCCGUGAAUCCGAGCACAAAAUUGAUACAAUUUCGCUCUCCCACUUUCAUCGAGUAUCUUCGACGCCGCUCCCAUUCCACGGUCCUCAAUAACCGCACUAAAAUUUACCUGGACAUUGUCAGUGCGCACGGUCAAGCUGCCGCUUGGUGUUUUAACCGCCUCGCGUCGAGAACUGAAGGGCUCAAGUUCAAUAUAUGCCAAGUCGAAUCAUCCUUCUAUCUAAAUCGACAGAUCCCCGACUUCUACUCCAGGGCAGCAAGCUUCAUAUCGGAAAGACUUCGGUACGCCAGCUCCCAUUGGUUGUUCCACAUCGCCGAAACGGACGAAAUUUGGCGAAAAAAGCUCUCAAAUGAGCUCAAGUGCAUCAUUGCGAGCUCAUGUAUACUGCACUGGAUGGAGAUCCUAAGUAUAACGAGGGGAGUGCCGCGAGCCAUCGCCGGGCUCCAAGCCUUUAUACACAGAACAAGUGUUCAAGAGGAGAUGCGAAGUCGCCUUAUUGAGAUACGCCGAUUCAUAAUUGCAUUCAUGGUGCCCAUACAGGACAGCAUUCCGCAUAUAUACAUUUCCGGACUUCCAUUUACCCCCGGGACAUCACAACUACGCAUAGAAGGUCUCAAAGACCAUCAAAAUAUCUUUACUGUGACACGAGGUCUUGAAGAGGAAUAUCAUGGACUUCCGGCGACGCUUCGAGGCCACAGAUAUUCGAUCUCCGCAUUCGCCCUAUCACCGGAUGGUUCUCGAAUCGUCUCUGACUCGGGUGAAAAUGCAAUUCGGCUGUGGGAUGCGGAGACUGGUCAGCCGUUAGGAGAGCCACUCCAUGGACAUGAAGGACCAAUCUCCGCUGUCGUCUUCUCGCCAAAUGGCUUGCUAAUAAGCUCUGCCUCGGAUGACAAGACAAUUCGACUGUGGGAUGCCAACACUGGCCAGCCAUUGGGCGAGCCGCUUCGAGGACACAAAAGAUGGGUCAGUGACGUCGCAUUCUCUCCAGAUGGCUCGCGGAUGGUCUCUGCGUCGGGUGACAUGACAAUUCGGUUGUGGGUUGUGGAGACUGGCCAGCGCCUUGGAGAACCACUUGAAGGUCACGAGGACUCGAUUUCCGCUGUUCAGUUUUCUCCAGACGGUUCAAGAAUCAUAUCUGGAUCGUGGGACAAGGCGAUCCGAUGUUGGGACGCAGUGACUGGCCAGCCAUUGGGAGAGCCGAUCCGAGGUCACGAAGCACGGAUCAAUUGCAUCGCACUCUCACCAGAUGGCUCGCAAAUCGUCUCUGGGUCGGACGAUGAGACACUCCGACUAUGGGACGCGGAUACUGGUCAGCAACUCGGACAGCCACUGCUAGGGCGCAAUGGGGUGGUUACAGCCAUCGCAUUCUCGCCAGACGGUUCACGAAUCGUCUCUGGUUCGAGUGGCCUUACAAUUGAUCUAUGGGAGACGGAUACUGGCCAGCAGCUUGGAGAACCGCUUCGAGGGCACGAAGGCUGGAUCAACGCUGUCGCAUUCUCACCAGACGGCUCCCAAAUUGUCUCGGCCUCUGAUGACGAGACAAUUCGACUGUGGGAUGCGGACAGUGGUCGACCAUUAGGAGAGCUUAUCCCAGGUCACGUAGAACAGAUCAACGACGUUGCCAUUUCGUCAGAUGGCUCCCUAAUCGUCUCUGGAUCAAGCGACAAGACGGUUCGCUUAUGGGAUGCAAGGACCGGAAAGCCGUCGGGAGAGUCACUUCGAGGGCACAGUGGGGUCGUCACAGCGGUCGCGAUUUCGCAAGAUGGCUUGCGAAUCGCCUCUACCUCACAUGACAAGACAGUGCGACUGUGGGAUGCCGCUACUGGUAAUCCUCUGGGAGAGCCACUGCGAGGUCACGAGAAUUCGGUCAAUGCUAUCGCAUUCUCACCAGACGGUUCCCAACUCGUCUCUGGUUCAAGUGAUAGUACCCUUCGGCUGUGGGAUGCGAUGACGGGCCAGCCAUUGGGAGAGGCUUUUUGUGGUCAUAAUGGGUCGGUCAAGACGAUCGCAUUUUCUCCAGAUGGUCUGCGACUCGUCUCCGGCUCAACAGACUGUACUGUCCGAAUUUGGGAGGUAGCGACUGGUCAUCAGAUAGGGGAUCCCCUUCGAGGUCACGUGAACUGGGUGAAUACCGUGAAGUACUCACCAGACGGCUCACGGCUCGCCUCUGCCUCGGAUGACUGGACAAUCAGACUGUGGGAUGCUGCAACUGGUCAGCCGUGGGGGGAACCUCUCCAAGGUCACGAGGAUUCAGUCACCUCUCUCGCAUUCUCGCUAAACGGCUCAACAAUUGUCUCUGGCUCAAGCGACAAUACCAUUCGAUACUGGAACGUGGCGACUGGUCAGUUGUUAGGGGGAGCACUUCGUGGCCACAGUGGAUGCGUCAAUGCCGUCUUAUUCUCCCCCGACGGGUCGCAUGUUAUUUCAUGCUCGAGUGACAAGACAAUUCGAGUGUGGGAUGCGGAUAUCGUUGCGCAUAUUACCACUUCCAAGCAGGACAGCGAGCCUGCAGAGUCAGGUUCUGGUGAUCCAUCACUAGGAACUCGUCUUAGAAUCCGCGUACCUGGAUUCGAGAAGUGCACACUUUCCCACGAUGGUUGGGUGCAAUCGUCCGACAAACAUCUCUUUUGGGUGCCACCGGAUAACCGGCAUGGGCUUCAAUACCGACACCUUCUGACGAUGCCGACAAGGAGCCCGUUCCGAGCGACCGAAAUUGACUUUACCAACUUUCAGUGUGGCACCUCUUGGACAAAGGUUCGAGGAGACGCAAUGGAGUGA